Humulus lupulus (European hop) is the source of this 822-nucleotide messenger RNA. RefSeq lists its product as uncharacterized. Lineage: Eukaryota; Viridiplantae; Streptophyta; Magnoliopsida; Rosales; Cannabaceae. The transcript has a single exon. The record is from RefSeq and is a predicted model, not a curated record. Bases 243 to 575 code for a protein of 110 amino acids.
UAAAUAAGACACUUGGAAGAACCAUAUUAGAAACAUCCAAGAAGAGAAAAAAAAAUGAUGCCGUUUGUAAUUUGCGGCAAUAACACGCACUCCUUUGCUUCUCUUUUAACCAAAACCUUCUUUUCCGUUUUUCUUAAAUAGCCCCGGCCCUAUUGGAAAGGAAAGCCGAAAGACAAAUUAGUGUUAGUAGAGUAGUACUACUAGUACUUCCACUGGAGUUUUAUAUAUAUAUAUAUAUAUAUAUGGCGGUUUCUGACGCCGUCGUCGCGAACUUGACGACGAUUUACGUGAUAGUGAUCGCCGGGAUCAAGGCUUAUGGGCUAAUCCUGGGGCGGAGCUUCAGUGGUGUAAUUGUUCUGAUUGCGUCCACAGUCUUAGUGGUAUUGAUUCUGAUAGGAACGCUGACGUGGGACAUGUCACGCAAAGCCACCUACGCUUUGUCGAGUGAUCACCGCACUCAUGUUCAUGAGAUUUGCAAGGGUGGCAUCUGCUGGCACGGCGUAGCCGUCCAAUCGCCGGCUUCUGAGGUCCGGUUUAGGCUACCCCAGCAACUACCUUCUCAUCCUAAUUUGUAAACUAUAAAUUAUAUAUUUAAGAAGAGAAGGCAUGGAUUUCAGAAGGUUUUGGUUUUGAUUCACACUGUAAUAUAUGUAUAGAUCGGUGUAUGGUGUGGGAGGCGGUGAUCAAUUUAUAGCUUGUGCUCCAUAUGUUUGAUUUUAUGACUGAGAGAAGAACGCGUGACUCUGUAAUUGAAAAUAAAAACAAAAAUAAUGUACAUAAUCCGAGUUUUUUCAUUAAUUAAGAAUUGUUAUGUUCUUUUUA